AUGCACCAGUUAAGUGGGAUCCUCUCUGGAAAGUCCGACCUCAAGCCAGAUCAACAUUAUGGCGAUUCAAUACCAACAGAAGUAGAAUCAACAGCAGCGUCAGAAGAACCACGUUCAGUAACAGCAGAAGUAACUCCUCCAGCAUUAGAACGAGCUCCUACAGCAGUAACACCAUCUCCCUCACCAGCAGUAACAGCACAAACUACUUCACCAGAAAUAGCAGAAGAAACACCAUCGGCAACAGCAGAAGCAACUCCUCCAGCAGUGGAACUAGUUCCUAUAGCAGCACCACCAUCUCCCACACCAGCAGUAGUAGAACCAACUCCUUUACCAGUAAUAGCAGAAACAACUCCUCCACCAGCAGCACCUAAACCAACUUCACCAACAGCAGAAACAGUACAAGCUCCUCCUCCAUCACCUUCAAGAGUAGCAGAAAAGAAUAGACCAGUCACAGUAAGUAAAGUAUCAUCUUUGUCUCAUGAUGAAGUGAUACCAAAUGAUUUGGGAAAACAUGUUCCUAUAAAACUUGUGGACAAAAACUACAAGAUCAACUGUGAUAGGUAA
Molecule: messenger RNA, 564 nt
Organism: Schistocerca serialis cubense
Lineage: Eukaryota; Metazoa; Arthropoda; Insecta; Orthoptera; Acrididae
Exons: 3
Coding region: 1-564 (187 amino acids)
Source: RefSeq, a predicted model, not a curated record